CUUACCAACUAGACCCCACCCCCUAACCACUAUACCCCGCCCCAAUGAACAGGACCCCGCCCCCCUAACCAUCUAUGUGGUCACAGAUGAGGUCUCAGUGCUGCAGGUUUCACUAAAUUAUUGUUCUCGUUUUUUCCAUUUCCUCUCUUACUUAAAUCAGACCAUCGGUUGUACAUGCAGGCCGGCUUCAUUGGUGCAGAUGUCGUUUGUAGAUUUAAUGCUUCCAAACUGCCUCCCACCAACCGUACCGCAGGAGACACGGAACCAGACCCGGGUCAAAUACCUAUUUGUUUUGGAUUCAAAUACUUUCCCACGCUUUACUGAUCUUGUCUGGUGUAUUGGAACCGAUGAAAUACUCUCAAAAAAUGCAUACCCCUCCCGCUGGUCAUAUUGGCAGGCUCAAUUACGCCAGGCAAGAUCAAUAGAGCUUUGUAGCACUGAUGCAUUGUGGGAUUUGGAAGCCCUCACUCGGCAGACACUAGUGGAACCCCCCCCCCCUCCCCCAGGCAACAGCCAAUCACAGCUGCCAGCCACAUUCGGGACUGGAGCUGAUUUGAUACUACAGCAUGGAGGACGUCCACACGUACACCAGUGCAGAAUGAGCCACCCAUUACUAACUCCUGGUUUCCCUGAUCUGUAUUACGUGGGGAUCAGCUAGACAUGGCGGAAACAUUGAAGGGGAUCCAGAUGACAUAAAGAUCAGUGAAUCUGUGCAUUAAUUUUUGUCCUCAAUGUUUGUAAGUGCUGGAAGCUUCUGCAGUGUUCUUUAAGCCACAUUUAAUACGAGAUCUGGGCCUUUUUUUUGGUUUCUGCUGUUGUAUAUUGUACAUAUAUUUUUUUCUUCUUCCAAUUAAAUUUCGACAUGUGUUUUUUCUUAUGGAUUCAUAUUUUGUAGUUUGAACUUGCCCCAUUUUUAGAAAGUUACGUAAUACCCAAGUUACGGCGUAUACUUUUAUUUAUGAGCCAACUAUAUGAAUAUAUUAAGUGCCCAUUCACCGAAGUUAAACACGCAUGGUCAGUCUGUCUGGUAGUUGUUUUGAAAUUACCGAUUUGGUAGAAAAACGAUCCGCGUUUUUGAAAGUGUUCUUAUUACCACUUUUUACCAAGAACUUAGCUGAACGCUUAAUGACUAUUGCGCGGUAGCAUCUGCUGCUGCUAGUUUAAACUGCGAAUCUGCUCGCCUGUCAUGUACAGUAAGGCCUUUGACUCUGCUACAUUUUCUAUUUGUUUUUUAUUAAUUAAAACUGCUGAAUGUCUUCAUUUUUGGGUUUUCGCUUAUUUCUUAGAAUGAGAACUACCAGCCACAGACAAGUUUGCUUUGUUUUCAAUUGUUGUCCUCAAACAAACUCGGUUUCAACCUCCACGCCCCUCAAAACAACCUAUCGCAGUGAGCAUUGCCUCAGAACUCAGUUUCCCAAGGUCCUCUGUGGGGCUCUCCCACUGCCAAGAUAGCAGCAAGCACAGAAGAUACUGCUUUCGCAUUUGUGAAAGUCACGUCGCUGUCGUGGUUAUGGGGCGUUAGGAGGAAAUGUUGACAACUUUCCACUGGUUUGAAGAAAUGUCUCACAACGACUGGACUCCGAGGGGCAUCGCACAUUGAUGCGAAGACUUAGCUGACUGGCUUGUAAGUUUUAACUGGGAACUUCGCUUGCAAGCUACCGUUCAAGGAGGAGGAGUGUCAUUGAAGAGGCGAGUUGUCGGAGAUUUGAAGUUGGAUCCGAAAAAUCUAAAAGCACCGAAAGCCACAGGUGGUGCUGCGAAAAUAUCGGACCCGAGGAGGACCCCCAGUCUGUGGACCCGGGCGUCCUGUGAGAACGCCUGACACAAAGGGCACUCCGGCGAUCUGCCCCCGUAGUGGGGGUGGGGUAGGGUGUGGUUUGGGGAGGGGGGUGGUUGCCCCGUGACCGAGCCUGCAUGUGCGUGGGGGUCCUGCCAUGGGGAACGGGGUGCAGGAACAUCAGGGUCCCAGGGCCCUCGCCCAGGGUGAGGUGCUGCCACGCCCUCCUGCUGCCCAGUCUGAGGGCUUUAAGCAGAGCCAUACGAUGGUCACGUCUCUGCUUUCUGGGGCCUUCGCCGGCGCUGUGGCCAAAACUACCGUGGCUCCUCUGGACCGAACCAAAAUCAUCUUCCAAGUGUCUUCAAACAGAUUCUCUGCUAAGGAAGCGUACCGGCUGAUCUACCGCACCUACCUGCAGGACGGCUUCCUCAGCCUCUGGAGGGGCAACUCGGCCACCAUGGUGCGGGUCAUCCCCUACGCCGCCAUCCAGUUCUGCGCCCACGAGCAGUACAAGCGGCUCCUGGGCGAGUACUACGGCUUCCAGGGGAAGGCCCUGCCGCCGUUGCCACGGUUACUCGCCGGGUCGUUGGCGGGCACCACGGCCGCCAUGAUGACCUACCCUCUGGACAUGGUCCGAGCCAGGAUGGCGGUGACACCCAAGGAAAUGUACAGUAACAUCAUGCACGUCUUCGUGCGGAUCUCCCGGGAGGAGGGGCUUAAGACCCUGUACCGCGGGUUCACCCCCACCAUCCUGGGCGUCAUCCCGUACGCCGGCCUCAGCUUCUUCACCUACGAGACGCUCAAGAAGCUGCACGCAGAGCGCAGUGGGCGGAGCCAGCCGUACUCGUACGAGCGGCUGGCGUUCGGCGCGUGCGCGGGCCUGAUCGGCCAGUCGGCCUCGUACCCGCUGGACGUGGUGCGGCGGCGGAUGCAGACGGCGGGCGUGACGGGGCACACGUACGGCAGCAUCGCGGGCACCAUGCGCGACAUCGUGGCGGAGGAGGGCCUGGUGCGCGGGCUCUACAAGGGCCUGAGCAUGAACUGGGUCAAGGGCCCCGUCGCCGUGGGCGUCAGCUUCACCACCUUCGACCUGACGCACAUCCUGCUGCGCAAGCUGCAGCAGCGCGGCUACUUCCCCUGGUAGCCAGCAGAGGGCGACCUGGGGCCGGGGAGGAAGGCGAGAGGUGAUCCUGCGAUUGCGGGCCCUGUCCACUAGGUGGUGCUGGUGGACCCGUGCCGAAAGGCAAGCCUGCGGCCAACGAGGUGUGAUGAUGCGUACCAUCCAGCAGAGGGCAGCGCUGGAGUUAACGUGCCUGUUUUAGCGCAAAUGCCACCAUUUUUGGAGGGGAAAAAAAAAACGCACACUUUUGUCUCGCGUAUGUGCGCGCACACGCACGUGUGUUUGUGUGCCUCCGUGUGUGUGUGUGUGUGUAUGCAAAUGGCUUUCAGGGUUAGGGCAAUGUUGCACGUUGUGGAAGCACAAGAAUAAGGUUUGGCUCUGUGGAACGCUUGGUUUUGGUACUUCUGAGCAGGGCAGAGCAUUUUCUACCAGCUGCUAAGGGAAUGGGUAGUGUUGUGUGUGGGGGUUAGGGUUAGGGGCAGAAUCUCCCAGCUGUGCUACCCUAUCAGAUGCUCGGAUGAUGUCACAUAUAGGUCUAGGCCUGCAGCAUUAGGAAACGCUGUUUCAGUAACUCACUCAGUGGUUGUAUGUACACAGGUACGUGUGUGCGUGUGUGUGUGUGUGCGUGCGCGCGUUUAUGUGUGCACGCGAGAGCGAUUUUGUCUUGUCCUUAAUGACUGUUCAGAAGCAACAAAGUUAUAGAACAAAGACUGACAAGCCCAGGUUAGUAGGCUUAAUUUUGCUGUUAUUAAUUCCACGUGGAGAAACGGUGGAAAGACAGUGUUUUCGUCACAGAACACCACGUUUCUGUCCUUUGUUACACAGAGCUUCUCUCACUGUUUGAUGAAGCGUUAAUUGUUAAAUACCAGACCUGGGUCAAAUACACAUUUGUUUUGGAUUCAAAUAUUUUUCUGUGGUCUGUUGAUCUUGCCUGGCGUAAUUGAGCCUGCCGGUAUGACAAGAAGUCGAGGUUUUUCACUUUUUGAGCGUAUUUCUUUGGUUCCAGUACACCAGGCAAGGUUGGUAAAAGCAUAGAAAAGCAUUUGAAUCCAAAACAGGGACGUUUUUGACCCAGGUCUGUUGAACACGUAUUUUGUGCAUGGUGUGGUUCCUAACCUGACUAACGUUUACGCGUUUGCUCUGCUGUAGUCGUGUUUUUAAAGUGUUCUGUGGUUUGGCCGCGUGGUGACUGCUCUUGGGUUUGGUGCGCUGGUGAGGGCGGGUUUGGUGCGCUG
Molecule: messenger RNA, 4132 nt
Organism: Anguilla anguilla (European eel)
Lineage: Eukaryota; Metazoa; Chordata; Actinopteri; Anguilliformes; Anguillidae
Gene: slc25a42
Product: solute carrier family 25 member 42
Exons: 9
Coding region: 1935-2921 (328 amino acids)
Biological process (GO): transmembrane transport
Cellular component (GO): mitochondrial inner membrane
Source: RefSeq, a predicted model, not a curated record